AUGCUAGAAUUCCUAUAUACAGGAGACUACACUACUCCAUGCUCUACGCAGACACCGGAAAUCACACAGGCCAAGGGCGGAGACGUACCCGAGAUAAAUAGCAAGCCUACGGAAGAGCUACCUAGGAAAUACCGACCAGAAAGUGAUAUCACUAAUGAAUUUGAUAUGCAUCUACACGAGCAUUUAACUGAAUCGGCCACAAGAGCCCUGGACGAUACACCCGAAACCCUUAUGCCUAGGCCAGAGACGAAUGACAACCCAGCUCUAAUCGACGAAUCCCCCCAAAUUACAACUAAGGACGGAGAUGAAAGCGUCGUUACAGAGCCACUCGUUAAUUCCAUACUCGACUGUCAUCCGUCUUACUUCCAUUUACGCAUGUAUGGAGAAGCCGACUACUUCAUGAUCGACGACCUGAAAAGGAAAGCAGAAGCACAUUUCUAUGCUUCAUUCAUGAGUUCCCCCAAAGCAGAGUCUUUUACAGAGACCAUUGAGGAAUUGUAUUCGACACGAGCCAAUUAUCUCGAGUUGAGACAAGCAGCGAUCGAAACGAUAAUCGCUAAUCUGCCUAGUCUCCGAAGUGGACCUAUGCCAGUCAUCACUUCAGAACUAAUGAAGUCGGUUCCUGAUUUUACAUAUGAUUUGCUUCAAGCUACUCUGGAUGAGUAUGUAUGA
Penicillium cataractarum is the source of this 672-nucleotide messenger RNA. RefSeq lists its product as uncharacterized. The record is from RefSeq and is a predicted model, not a curated record. Lineage: Eukaryota; Fungi; Ascomycota; Eurotiomycetes; Eurotiales; Aspergillaceae. The transcript has a single exon. Bases 1 to 672 code for a protein of 223 amino acids.